This is a messenger RNA of Xenopus tropicalis (tropical clawed frog), 6387 nucleotides long. RefSeq names its product adenylate cyclase activating polypeptide 1 (pituitary) receptor type I (gene adcyap1r1). The record is from RefSeq and is a predicted model, not a curated record. Gene Ontology annotation, molecular function: G protein-coupled receptor activity; vasoactive intestinal polypeptide receptor activity; transmembrane signaling receptor activity. The coding region runs from base 525 to 2036 and encodes 503 amino acids. Gene Ontology annotation, biological process: G protein-coupled receptor signaling pathway; cell surface receptor signaling pathway. Gene Ontology annotation, cellular component: plasma membrane; membrane. The transcript is spliced from 17 exons. Lineage: Eukaryota; Metazoa; Chordata; Amphibia; Anura; Pipidae.
CUGCUGGCAGGAUCCGUCAGGUUUCCCCUACGCUAUUGUAUAGUGAAAAAAGGACCAGCUAUUCCCUGUGAGCUCAAUUCACACACACACACACUAUCCUCCGCUCCCCGGCUCUGCUCCAUCUCUCCCCCAGGAGCGGCUGCCGCUGCCGCAUUCCCAACUUAUGUGAGCAGGGACGUCGGAUUUUCUCUUGUGCAAGGGAAUUCCUUCAGGAAAGAAAUAUAUAUAUAUUUUUUAUUUUUUUGCUCAUCUCUCCUUGCGAAUAAGGGAUUGACCCGCGAGGAAUUUUGUGCCGACAGUUGUGCCAGUAGCCUCCUCUGUAAAUGCCAACAUCAGGACCAAAACUUCUGCUUCUCCGCCUGCUUUGGAACUGAGGGUUUUCGUGGGAGGGGGGCAAGAGACGCUGUAGCCGGAUUUGGCCGGCACUGAGAUCUCAAGCCUUUGUUGAAGAGAUAAUUUUGUUCUCAGAGAAUAAGCGGAGGGUUUAUUUCCAGAUAUAGUGUGUAUAUGCGCCUCUGUCGGAAAUGGCAAUUACACUGAGACUCUUUUGGCUUCUGGGUUUCUUGGCUUCUCAGGUUGGGGCAAUGCAUCCUUACUGCAUAAUUAAGAAGGAGGAAGAAGCUUGUUUGGAAAAAAUUCAGAGAUAUGAAAUUGAAAUGUGGAACGACACACAACCUGGAUGCCCCGGUAUGUGGGAUAACAUUACGUGCUGGAUGCCGGCCGAAGUGGGCAAAGUGGUAUCUAUCCGAUGCCCGGCGCUGUUCAGCAUGCUCGGCUCAGAAGAUGAAAUGGACUUUGUUGAUAGAAGCCUGGGCUGGGCUCCAGAGAACCUUGAGGAGCAACAAUCAGCUGGAAUAAUCACCAGGAACUGCACAGAGAAUGGCUGGACGGACCAUUUUCCUCAUUACUCGGAGGCCUGUGACUUUGAUAUCAAUGAAACGGGACCAGACCAGGAUACCUACUACCUGUCUGUAAAGGCUCUCUACACCGUGGGGUACAGCACCUCCCUCGUUGCACUUACGACAGCAAUGGUAAUUCUCUGCCGAUUCAGAAAGCUUCACUGCACAAGGAACUUCAUCCACAUGAACCUAUUCGUCUCAUUCAUUCUGCGGGCGAUAUCCGUAUUCAUUAAGGACGAAGUGCUCUACGCCGAGCAAGACAGCAACCACUGUCAUCUCUCAACCGUGGAAUGCAAAGUCGUGAUGGUGUUUUUCCACUACUGUGUCAUGUCCAACUAUUUCUGGCUUUUUAUCGAAGGGCUUUAUCUCUUUACACUCCUCGUGGAGACCUUCUUUCCAGAAAGGAGAUACUUUUAUUGGUACACCAUAAUUGGGUGGGGUACUCCCCUGAUUUGUGUGACCAUAUGGGCAGUUCUGAGACUUCACUUUGAUGAUGUGGGAUGCUGGGACAUGAAUGAUAACUUUGCUCUGUGGUGGGUGAUUAAGGGUCCAGUUAUUGGAUCAAUAAUGAUAAACUUUGUGCUGUUUGUGGGAAUCAUCAUCAUUCUUGUUCAGAAGCUUCAGUCCCCGGACAUUGGCGGCAACGAGUCCAGUAUAUAUUUCAGCUGCUUUCAGAAAUGCUUCUGUAAGACUAAGAGGGCUAACGAGCACUCUUUCAAGAUGUCAGAACUGUCCAUCAUUACACUGAGGUUGGCUCGCUCUACCCUGCUGCUCAUCCCGCUGUUUGGAAUUCACUAUACCGUAUUCGCCUUCUCCCCGGAAAAUGUCAGCAAGCGAGAGAGACUUGUGUUUGAAUUGGGUCUCGGCUCAUUUCAGGGUUUUGUUGUGGCAAUUCUGUAUUGCUUCCUGAAUGGAGAGUUUCUCCCUAAAGGUGCAAUCAGAAAUAAAGAGGAAAUGGAGGAGUUGGAAAGUCAACCGGUACUUUGCUGUGGAUUUCAAACACCGCCAUCCGUCUCUGGCGAGCAGCGGAGUGAACGGAGGGACACAACUGUCCAUUCUGAGCAAGAGCAGCUCACAGAUUCGGAUGUCCAGCAUAAACGCAGAGAACCUGGGGACAUGAGUCCUCAAACCGUCUAACCAUAUCCCAAGAUUGAGUUCCGUUUUAUCCCUUUUUCCUUUAGUUUUAACAUUUUACUUUUCAUUCCAAAAUGAGCAGUAGGGCAAAAAAAAAAAAUGGACAACCCAACGAUGAGAAGCUGAGGGGUAGAAAAGUAACAAUGUUUGUGAAAGAGGGCAUUCAUUUUCCAAGUAUUCCACGAAAGGAGCCAUUUUAUGCCAGUCAUUCCCCUACCUCCAUUGCUGGUAUUAUCAGUCGGGGUUGGUAGUCAGCCACGAUGUCUCAGACUGGUAGUCGCGGUCUAAUAUCAAUGUAAAUAUUCUCCUCUUCAAGUUGAUAGGCACAGUCACUAGAGAGAAGCUUAUGUGCCAUAACAAAGUGUGGCCGUCACUCGACGUGUAUUAUAGCUUGGUAGAAAAAAAAACAAAAAAAGUAAUGUUUGUUUGCCUUGUCUUUCUAUAUGUGGCACUAGAUGUGUAGUAGAUAUUUUAUUAUUAGGGAAGAACUUUUUUUAUUUCUACUUUGUAAAUAAAUUGAAAAAUGUGAAGUAAGUGACUUAACAUAGAACAUGCAUAGAUUGCACUGAUUACUUUAGUGGAUGCAGGGUCGUACAGAUGGAACGUUGGGUACAGGUAUGGGAUCUAUUAUACAGAAAGCUCGAGACCUGGGGGGGGGUUGAGAUAAGGGGGGUCUUACCAUAAUGUGGAACACCACGCCUUAAACCGACAUAUAGAUGGUAAAAAGGAUUCAAUGGAAUUUCGAUGUAAAUCGAUGAAAAUUGGAGAUGACUUUGUCUGAGAGAUAGUUUUGCUGUAUUUCUGGAUGACUAGAUACUAGAUUCCCAUACCUGUAGUCUAUAAAUAUAAUGUGGGUGUUCUGGUACUAUGGUAAGAUAGCCUCAGACCAACCUGCAGCCCCAAGCUGUUUUCGGAUGAUGGCAGUUAUUUCCUGCAACAGCUUGAGGGAUACAAGGUGGACAAUCUAAACAUAGUCACCUCCUUCAAUGUCUUGAGGGACCAACCUGUAGCCCCAAACUGUUUUCAGAUGAUGUCAGUUAUCUCCUCCAAUAGCUUGAGGAAUACAAGGUGGACAAUCUAAACAUAGUCAUCUCCUCCAAUGGCUUGAGGAACUAACCUGUAGCCCCAAACUGUUUUUAGAUGAUGCCAGUUAUCUCCUCCAAUAGCUUGAGGAAUACAAGGUGGACAAUCUAAACAUAGUUGUCUCCUUCAAAGGCUUGAGGGACCAACCUGUAGCCCCAAGCUGUUUUCAGAUGAUGGCAGUUAUCUCCUCUAACAGCUUGAGGAAUAAAGGUGGACAGUCUAAACAUAGUCAUCUCCUCCAAUGGCUUGAGGGACCAUCCUGUAGCCCCAAGCUGUUUUCAGAUGAUGUCAGUUAUCUCCCCCCACAGCUUGAGGAAUAUAAGGUGGACAAUCUAAACAUAGUCAUCUCCCCCAACAGAUUGAGGGACCAUCCUGUAGCCCCAAACUGUUUUUAGAUGAUGCCAGUUAUCUCCUCCAAUAGCUUGAGGAAUACAAGGUGGACAAUCUAAACAUAGUCAUCUCCUCCAGCGCCUUGAGGGACCAUCCUGUAGCCCCAAACUGUUUUCAGAUGAUGUCAGUAAUUUUCUCCAACAGCUUGAGGAAUACAAGGUGGACAAUCUAAACAUAGUUGUCUCCUUCAAAGGCUUGAGGGACCAACCUGUAGCCCCAAGAUGUUUUCAGAUGAUGCCAGUUAUCUCCUCCAACAGCUUGAGGAAUACAAGGUGGACAAUAUAAACAUAGUCAUCUCCUCCAACUGCUUGAGGAACUAACCUCUAGCCCCAAGCUGUUUUCAGAUGAUGGCAGUUAUCUCCUCUAACAGCUUGCAGAAUACAAGGUGGACAAUCUAAACAUAGUCAUUUCCUCCAAUGGCUUGAGGGACCAUCCUGUAGCCCCAAGCUGUUUUCAGAUGAUGUCAGUUAUCUCCUCCAACAGCUUGCAGAAUACAAGGUGGACAAUCUAAACAUAGUCAUUUCCUCCAAUGGCUUGAGGGACCAUCCUGUAGCCCCAAGCUGUUUUCAGAUGAUGUCAGUUAUCUCCUCCAACAGCUUGAGGAAUACAAGGUGGACAAUCUAAACAUAGUCAUCUACUCCAACGGCUUGAGGGACCAUCCUGUAGCCCCAAGCUGUUUUCAGAUGAUGUCAGUUAUCUCCUCCAACAGCUUGAGGAAUACAAGGUGGACAAUCUAAACAUAGUCAUCUACUCCAACGGCUUGAGGGACCAUCCUGUAGCCCCAAGCUAUUUUCAGAUGAUGUCAGUUGUCUUCUCCAACAGCUUGAGGAAUACAAGGUGGACAUUCUAAACAUAGUCAUCUGCUCCAACGGCUUGAGGGACCAACCUGUAGAUCCAAGCUGUUUUCUGAUGAUGGCAGUUAUCUCCUCUAACAGCUUGCGGAAUACAAGCUGGAAAUAUAAACAUAGUCAUCUCCUCCAGCGGCUUGAGGGACCAUCCUGUAGCCCCAAGCUGUUUUCAGAUGAUGUCAGUUAUCUCCUCCAACAGCUUGAUGAAUACAAGGUGGACAAUCUAAACAUAGUCAUCUCCUCCAACGGCUUGAGGGACCAUCCUGUAGCCCCAAGCUGUUUUCAGAUGAUGGCAGUUAUCUUCUCCAACAGCUUGAGGAAUACAAGGUGGACAAUCAAAACAUAGUCCCCUCCUCCAACGGCUUGAGGGACCAUCCUGUAGCCCCAAGCUAUUUUCAGAUGAUGGCAGUUAUAUUCUCCAACAGCUUGAGGAAUACAAGGUGGACAAUCUAAACAUAGUCAUCUCCUCCAACGGCUUGAGGAAUUAACCUGUAGCCCCAAUUUAUUUUUAGAUGAUGCCAGUUAUCUCCUCCAAUAGCUUGAGGAAUACAAGGUGGACAAUCUAAACAUUGUCAUCUCCUCCAGCGGCUUGAGGGACCAUCCUGUAGCCCCAAACUGUUCUCAGAUGAUGUCAGUUAUUUUCUCCAACAGCUUGAGGAAUACAAGGUGAACAAUCUAAACAUAGUUGUCUCCUUCAAAGGCUUGAGGGACCAACCUGUAGCCCCAAGCUGUUUUCAAAUGAUGGCAGUUAUCUCCUCCCACAGCUUGAGGAACACAAGGUGGACAAUCUAAACAUAGUCAUCUCCUCCAACGGUUUGAGGGACCAUCCUGUAGCCCCAAGCUGUUUUCAGAUGAUGUCAGUUAUCACCUACCACAGCUUGAGGAAUACAAGGUGGACAAUCUAAACAUAGUCAUCUCCCCCAACGGCUUGAGGAACCAACCUGUAGCCCCAAACUUUUCUCAGAUGAUGUCAGUUAUUUUCUCCAACAGCUUGAGGAAUACAAGGUGGACAAUCUAAACAUAGUUGUCUCCUUCAAAGGCUUGAGGAACCAACCUCCAGCCCCAAGCUGUUUUCAUAUGAUGGCAGUUAUCUCCUCCAACAGCUUGAGGAAUACAAGGUGGACAAUCUAAACAUAGUCAUCUCCUCCAAUGGUUUGAGGAACACAAGGUGGACAAUCCAAAUGUUCCACUAUAUCGUCAUGAAGAUCUCAUGGACAAUAUUAAGGCACCAGCCUUCACGGUGUGAUAUUGGGACACUGGAGCACUUCACAGCAACAGCGAACAGAAAAAAAAAACUAUAUUGCCAAUUAAUAUUUUUUCACAAAUAUAAACAAUUAAGACGGAAAUGCCUAUUUUCUGACAGUUCUAUAACUUUGCCUUGUUAUUCAGAGUCACAGCCAGUACAUAUUUUCUUAUGUCCAACCGCGAUGAUGUCAAUGUUACACUUUAUACAAUGCAGAAGGGUCAUUUUAACAAUAGCCUAGUUAUAAAUUCAGAUACAGAAGAACAGAAGAAAGAACACUGGAGAUGUCUAUAGAUAUAUAUAUUUUAGUUUAUUUUUAGUGAGAAUUUAACACGGUAUUUGAAAAUAUCGACAUUUUACGAAGUAUCUGCCGAUCAGUGGGUGAUGCGAUAAAUGGUCUAUGCUCUUUGUUCCUUGAAUGUAAAACAUUACAAAUACCCAUUGCCGUAUUUUUGUACAUGUGACGGGACCAAGGCAACUCAAGCAGAAAUGCAGAAAAUGUAUAUAAAUGGGGAAUGUAAAGAGUACCGGUCGCCAUUUGUGCUCCGACUGGGAACGAAAGGGAUUGUGAUACGUAUCGUGCCAUAACAUGUGUUACUGAGCCAUUUUGAUUGUCGUCCAGUAAUAUUUUAUGUGUUAUAAAUACUUUUUUUGGCUGUUUUUAUUGUACUAUAUAUUAUGUGUGAUGCUAAUCUCGUGGCUACGUUUUUUUGUACAUGUUAUCGGAUAACCGACAUUUUCUUUCUCAAAAACCGACUUCUGAGUUUAGUAAAAAGAAUAAUGACAUUCA